AUGGCCUUAGUACUUUUGCAGGAGAAAGAGAAUGAGGAUUAUCAGUGCAGUGAGAAGUCUUGCAUGAGCCAUCCUAAUCUAGCAAAGCAAGCUAAAGUCUCUUUGAAUGAGCAUGAAUUAGGUGAUGGAACUUUAGGAAAAAUUGAAGAAGAAAGGAUUGAUUUGUUAUGCGAAGCCUCUGAUUCUAAAAGAAACCUCACAGCCAAACCCUAUAUGCCCUUGGGGGACUGCAGCUUCCGAAGGAUUAAAGGUGAUAAAGCCAGACGUUCUUCGCAGAGCCGCCACGGUCUCCUGCUUCAACAGUGCUUGAACGGAACCCGGUGCUCGCCAACCUCCCCCUGCCAACCGGCCGCCCAGCGUGCCCUCCAGCAGCACCUCUCAGCCUACUCUCUACGACCCCAGGCCUCCACCGCCGCCAUGACCGCGUCUGCCUCGCAGGUGCGCCAGAACUACAACCAGGACUCGGAGGCGGCCAUCAACCGGCCGAUCAACCUGGAGCUCUACGCCUCCUACGUCUACCUGUCCAUGUCUCACUACUUCGACCGGGAUGACGUGGCUCUGAAGAACUUUGCCAAAUACUUUCUGCACCAGUCUCACGAGGAGAGAGAACACGCUGAGAAACUGAUGGAGUUGCAGAACAAACGAGCUGGCCGGGUCUUCCUCCAGGAUAUCAAGAAACCGGACCCGGACGACUGGGAGAGUGGGCUCAACGCCAUGGAGGGUGCACUGCACCUGGAGAAGAGUGUCAACCAGCCCCUGCUGGGGCUCCACAAACUGGCCACGGACAAGAACGACCCCCAUCUCUGUGACUUCAUCGAGACACAUUACCUGGGUGAGCAGGUGAAAUCCAUCAACGAGCUGGGCGACUACGUCACCAAUCUGCGCAAGAUGGGGGCCACAGAUUCCGUCCUGGCCGAAUAUCUCUUCGACAAGCACACCCUGGGAGACAGUGAUGGAGAGAGCUGA
Molecule: messenger RNA, 966 nt
Organism: Echinops telfairi (small Madagascar hedgehog)
Lineage: Eukaryota; Metazoa; Chordata; Mammalia; Afrosoricida; Tenrecidae
Product: ferritin heavy chain-like
Biological process (GO): iron ion transport; intracellular iron ion homeostasis
Cellular component (GO): cytoplasm
Molecular function (GO): ferrous iron binding; ferric iron binding
Source: RefSeq, a predicted model, not a curated record